Pararge aegeria (speckled wood butterfly) is the source of this 2520-nucleotide messenger RNA. RefSeq names its product exostosin-1 (gene ttv). Lineage: Eukaryota; Metazoa; Arthropoda; Insecta; Lepidoptera; Nymphalidae. Gene Ontology annotation, cellular component: membrane. Bases 233 to 2464 code for a protein of 743 amino acids. The record is from RefSeq and is a predicted model, not a curated record. The transcript has 8 exons. Gene Ontology annotation, molecular function: glycosyltransferase activity.
UUCUACUAAUAAGUGACCCACUAUAGUUGUGACUAUAGUAUAAUAGAGGGCAGUGUACCUACCGAGUACCGCUUACUAAUAGGUACCCAAAGAGUCUACCUAUUUCUAAAAAAAUAAAUAAAAAUCCAAGUUAAGGGUAGCGCAAAGCGCCUGAGCUGUAAAAUAUGCGUAAUCAUAUUAGUUAAAUCGACGUUUCAGGAUUUAAAGAAAUCGUUCAUUCCAAGAAAAUAACAUGCAAGCAAAAAAACGCUAUUUUUUUUUAAUUCUAUCAUGUUUCCUGGCUGUAUACUGCUUUAUCACCAGUUUCUACUUGAAUCCUAGAAGAAGUCAUAAAUCACGUCGAGGGCAGUUGCCCACAUUCGCUACUUUCGAUGAGUUAUAUGAAUCACCAUCUCGUCAAAAAAGAAAUCCUCAAACAACUACAAAAUCAUGUAGAAUGCAAACUUGUUUUGAUUUUUCGAAAUGUGGUAGUGACCCGAAAGUGUAUGUGUACCCCACUGAUGGUCCAGUAAGUGCCACAUACCGUAAAGUUCUGUCUGUGAUAAGGGAGUCAAGGUACGCUACACACGACCCUACUGAGGCUUGCCUGUUUAUACCAGCUGUUGAUACUUUAGAUGCUGAUCCAUUGUCCCCUGAGCAUAUUCAAGAUGUUGCCUCAAGACUUUCCCGACUUCAAUACUGGAAAAAUGGUCGCAAUCAUGUAAUCUUUAAUUUAUAUGCAGGCACCUGGCCUGAUUAUGCAGAAGGGGCUUUAGGAUUUGAUUCAGGUGAAGCUAUAAUGGCACGAGCAAGUGCUUCGGAAUCAAUUUUCCGUGAUGGGUUUGAUAUAUCAUUGCCAUUGUUUCACAAAGAGCAUCCAGAGCGUGGUGGUUUGCCCCCUGCAGCAACAGGAAACCCUUUCCCAGCUCCUCGAAAACAUUUACUUGCAUUUAAAGGGAAACGCUAUGUACAUGGCAUUGGUAGUGAAACAAGGAAUUCUUUAUGGCAUUUACAUGAUGGUAACCAAUUAAUCUUAGUGACAACUUGUAGACAUGGUAAAUCUUGGAAGGAUUUAAGAGAUGAGAGAUGUGAUGAAGAUAAUAAGGAAUAUGAUAAAUUUGACUAUGAGCAAUUAUUAGCAAAUUCUACUUUUUGUCUUGUGGCUCGUGGCAGACGUCUUGGUUCUUACCGGUUUUUAGAAGCAUUAGCUGCAGGUUGUGUUCCAGUUUUGUUAAGUAAUGGGUGGAGAUUACCUUUUGACGAGCGCAUUGAUUGGCGACGUGCAGUCAUCUGGGCUGACGAGCGACUUCUUUUACAGGUGCCUGAGCUAGUACGCUCAGUUUCUGCUGAGCGUGUUCUUGCAUUGAGGCAGCAGACACAACUUUUGUGGGAACAAUAUUUUUCUUCAAUUGAGAAGAUAGUUUUUACAACUAUAGAGAUAAUAUUAGAACGAAUAAUGGCUCACAGAUCAUCGCGACAGCGUGAAGCAUUGAUUUGGAAUGCGUCUCCAGGUGCAUUGGGCACAUUGUCAUCCUACGGGGACUCUCGUGCCCACCUUCCCAUCGCCGCGCCCGCACUCUCCGCGCCUCGAGCUCCCUCCCCGCCACCCGGCCCUCUUCCCGCGCCCUCCCUCCCCCUCACUGCGCCCCCGCCCACGCCAGGCGUCAGCUUUACAGCCCUACUGUAUGUACAGGCUACAUCACCAGCGUUACACAAGCUCCUUGCUAACAUAGCCAGCAGCGAAUUCUGUGAAAAGGUGGUCCUUGUGUGGGAUAGUGAGCGUGCCGCGCCAUCUUUAAAGUCACUUUCCAGAACGGCUGGUGACCUACGCGACCCCUUACCUGUAAUAGUUAUCGACGCCACUACACAUUAUCCAGGGGAAGGCGUGUCAGCACGCUGGCAACCUCUUUGGGCAAUACCUACAGCGGCAGUGUUUUCUUUAGACGGAGACGCGCCCAUGUUAGCUGAGGAGUUAGAUUUCGCUUUCCGUGUGUGGCAAGAAUUUCCGGAGCGAAUUGUCGGUUACCCAGCUAGGAACCACUUUUGGGAUGAAUCUAAGGGCGCGUGGGGCUACAGCAGCAAGUGGGGCGGCUCGUACUCGAUGGUGCUGCCGGGCGCCGCGCUGGUACACCGCGCGCUGUUGGCGCUAUACGGCGCCGCCGCGCCCGCGCUUCGCCUGGCCGUGCGGCGCGCGCGCAACUGCGAGGACAUCCUGCUCAACUGCCUCGCCGCGCACGCCACGCGCCGUCCGCCUCUCAAGCUCGCUCAGCGCCGCCGCUACAAGCCGCAGCACCACCGAUACAGAUCCUCAUGGAGUGAUCCAGAACAUUUCGUCCAGCGGCAGUCGUGUCUGAACACGUUCGCAGCUGCAUGGGGCUAUAUGCCACUUGUGCGUUCUGUUCUACGGCUUGAUCCUAUUCUGUUUAAGGAUCCAGUGUCCACGUUAAGAAAGAAAUAUAGAAAAAUGGAAUUAGUUACAUCUUAAUAACAAUUUAUGUAUUAUUUUUAUUUAUAACCAAUAAAAAGACUUCCUUCAAUACU